Molecule: messenger RNA, 897 nt
Organism: Asparagus officinalis (garden asparagus)
Lineage: Eukaryota; Viridiplantae; Streptophyta; Magnoliopsida; Asparagales; Asparagaceae
Product: transcription factor MYB6-like
Exons: 4
Coding region: 1-861 (286 amino acids)
Molecular function (GO): cation binding
Source: RefSeq, a predicted model, not a curated record
AUGGAGGACGCCGUAUCGAUCCGACCCGAUUUUGUCGAGGGAAGCUCGGCGGUUGCUGGGAAGUUUCACUUCUUUGGAGUCUUUGAUGGCCAUGGAUGCUCUCAUUCAUUGGAAGCACUACCACUCUGUAAUCCUCAAUAUUGUUCUCCUCAUAAAUCCUGCAGUACAAUGGGUGGCCUGAAGAAGGGCGCAUGGACACCAGAAGAGGACUUGAGACUCGUCACGUACAUACAUAAAUACGGACAUGGAAACUGGCGAAAUCUUCCCAAAUAUGCAGGGUUAGCACGUUGUGGGAAGAGUUGUCGCUUGAGAUGGAUAAAUUAUCUUCGCCCUGGCUUGAAACGCGGCAACAUAAGCAAAGAGGAAGAGGAGAUGAUUAUAAGGCUACAUGGACUGCUCGGAAACAAGUGGUCUAAGAUUGCAGCUUGCCUCCCUGGAAGAACCGAUAAUGAGAUAAAAAACGUGUGGAACUCCCACUUGAAGAAGCGAUUUAAGUCCAAAGGAUCCAAACCCUCAUGCAAAAAACCUAAAAAAGUAUCAAAUUCAUCCAAAUCAGUGUGUGAUCAAGGUAACACUUCUAGUGAAAACAGCAAGAUGGUCUUAAUUGAUUUCGAAGAAUGCCUGAUGUUGAAAGAACAAGACCCAGAAUACACGAACACUAGUUCUACUGCUUCCUCACAAACGGAUAGCAAUCCAAAAAUCUCAUCACCAUCCUUUUCAUGCAGUAAGAAAUUUGACGAAGAGAACAAAUUCUGGAUUGAGUUAGAAGAAUGCUUGACACUUCCAGAUUUGUUCGAUAUUUCAGAAUUUGAUUUUAAAAUCUCAUCUAGCAGUUUAGAGAACGAGCUUGAGUUGUGCUAGGAGAGCAUCUUGAUCUGGCCACUUAAAAACUCUUUU